Messenger RNA from Aspergillus nomiae NRRL 13137, 612 nucleotides. RefSeq names its product Zn(II)2Cys6 transcription factor. The coding region runs from base 1 to 612 and encodes 203 amino acids. The transcript has a single exon. NCBI's taxonomy places the organism in Eukaryota, Fungi, Ascomycota, Eurotiomycetes, Eurotiales, Aspergillaceae. The record is from RefSeq and is a predicted model, not a curated record.
AUGCACGGUUUGGGAGAGAACCAGAGUCUUCUCGACGAUGUUUCUGCGAAAUUGUCAAAGGUUGAUGUCGCAACCAUUCGUUCAUCCAGCUUACCCGACACUGAGAUCGAGCAUAUGUUGAGAUCGGUCUAUAACCUAGUAGAUUCUCUACGUCAGGACUCCGAAUCGAUUUUGCACAAUUUCGGUAUCGCAGAUUCAGCUCUCAAUGAUGCCGAUUACGGCGUUUCUGUUGCUGAAGCACGUUAUUCCAACGCGGAUGACGAUGUAUUCGGACGACUCGAGGACGACAAAAAGAAAGAGGAUGCCAAAAUCCAGACAGAUCUUAAAUCCAAAUUGGACAGUGUUCGCGCCGGGCCAGCCGAGAUUGCCGCCACCAUCAACAACCUCCUUAAAUCUUUAGGCAAAGCUCCAAUCACCAAGCGGAACCAUUCAUCAGAAUCUGUCCCUGCAGGCCACCCUAUUGACGUUCUCUUCCCUGGUCCUCGCCCUACGGCUAGUGCUGGUCCCAAAAAACCUGAUGAAGGUCUGGAACAUCAGGAGCGGCUUCGCAAGGCGCUAGAGAAUGCAAAGAGGAGAAAUGCCGCAAGAAAUACUCCACAACCACCGAGUUAG